Molecule: messenger RNA, 3194 nt
Organism: Ctenocephalides felis (cat flea)
Lineage: Eukaryota; Metazoa; Arthropoda; Insecta; Siphonaptera; Pulicidae
Product: PHD finger protein 12
Exons: 12
Coding region: 113-2632 (839 amino acids)
Biological process (GO): negative regulation of transcription by RNA polymerase II
Cellular component (GO): Sin3-type complex; nucleus
Molecular function (GO): protein binding; transcription corepressor activity
Source: RefSeq, a predicted model, not a curated record
UGUGUCAAAGAUUCAACAAUGAAAUUAACAAACGUCUUGUUUUUAUAAUUUUUCAGCUUUUUUUAAGUAAUGCGAUACAAAGUAUAAGGGCAUAAUAGCAACCAUAAACAUAAUGUCAAAAAGCAAUCAUGAUUCCGACGUUCCAGGCAGUUUGAUGCCUUUGAUACAAGCUCUAAUAAGACCUCCUGAUGAAGAAAAGGCGAAGAAGACAACAUCACACCCUUACUAUAAGCGCUAUGGAAAAGCUCAUAAUCGCAAUGCUUGUGAUGCCUGCAAAGAAGGUGGUGCCUUAAUUUGUUGUGACCAAUGCCCAUCUAGUUUUCACCUUACUUGCCAUGAUCCCCCAUUAGAAGAAUCUGAUAUACCAGAUGGUCAAUGGCUUUGUCAUAAAUGUAAACAACUUAAAAAAGAAUCAAAUAUGACAAAUUCAGGAACAUUGAAAACUUUAACAACAACUUCAGCUAAUGCCAGUAAUAAAGUGUCACCACCUCCAGAUUCACAAAAAAAUCGUUCUCGCUCAUUAUCUCCAACACUAAAUCAAGGUAGGGAUGAUAUGAAGAAAAAAAUUGAAGAUGAUCUCAAAGUUAUAAAUGCAGCUGUUGCACCCUUGUUGGGUAAACCAGAGAACGAAAAACAAAAAAAUAAUGAUCUAGCUGAUUCAGAAGCUGAUGUGAUUAUGAAACCGCCAUCGACAGUUAAUAAAGAUAAACCAACUGAAAAAAAACGGCAUUCUCUAAUGGAUGAAUUAAUAAAAGCAGCAAGUUUGUUAAAUCCAAGACAAUUUGAACUACCAAGAGAAUUAACUGUGCCAAUACAGUUUCCGGGAAUGGAUAAAGUUGAAGCUAGGAAUGGUAGAAGAUGUGGACGACCAGCUCGUAAGCCUCAUGAAUUGGAUCCCUCAGGAGUUGUAGCUUUGCCAGUUAGAACUUGCUAUGAGUGUGGAAAAUCUUGUAGAAAGGCUCCAUUGCUAGCUUGUGACUAUUGUCCUUUAUAUUUUCAUCAGGAUUGUUUGGAUCCACCUAUGACAGCAAUUCCUUCUGGAAUUUGGAUGUGUCCUAAUCAUCCAGAACAAUUGAUUGAUUGGAAAUUAGUAUCAUCAACUUCAGCUACAGAACGUUUACGUUUAUGGAAUAAGUAUUCUGGUCCUGUGGAUCAACAUACAGUAAAGACUGAUUUUCUCAGGAGAAUUUAUACAGAGAAUGGUCCUUUCCGUACUAGAAUAAAAACUAAAUUAAUAAACGAUCCAUCUAGGAUACGCAUCCCAGAAAUGAUAAAAUAUCACUAUAAAAAUAGGCCUCACUUGCAACCAAGUAUACGUGAUAUUCGAAGAUUUGAGUUAUUGUAUAAUAGUGGCUUUAGCCACGAACCUUUAGUAUUUAGAAAAACAGAUGAAAUUCAAAUAAGAAAAUUAAUAGAAAAGUCAUUGAAUAACUCAAAACAAAGGUCAGAUAUAGAAAAGGAUUUAGAACAAAAUAAUUCUGAAAAUAGAGUGCAAGUGGAUGAUAUAGGUGAGAAUAAAACUAUCACAGGGGAAAAUGAAAUUUUAGUUGAAAAUAACUUUGAAAAACAAGAUAUGGGUUCUGAUCAGAAUCAUGGGCAGGCGGCUAUAGGAAUAAAACGAACGGUUAUUGAUACUGUAAAUCCAGAACCACCAAAUAAAAGAAAUAAACUAAGUGAUUGUGAUUGGAAAGAUAUGACAAAUCUUAUAUUGAAUGAUAUAAAAAGUGCUUCCAUUAAUGUUAACCUAAAUAUGAAUGAAUUAAAUGAAGAUGUUAUAAAGUUAUUAGCUUACCAGAGAUUGAAUCAUUUGAUAGCAGAACAUGUAUAUCCUAAACAAAAUUUACAUAAAAAUGUAACUUUACCAAGUGAACUUCUAACUGCUGCUGACAUUGAGAGAAUAUCGAAAGAUUUUAGUAGUCCGCAGAAAGUAUACAGAGGCAAUAUUUCUAACAAUAGAUAUAAUGAAAAUCAGCAAAAAAAUAAUGAAGAACGAAAUGUUGGUAUGACAACUUCGAGUAACAAUCCCCCAGUUAAAACAACUUUGAAUUCUGCUUCACGUGUAACACCUGAGAAGGAAACGGACAUUAAUAUUGGUGUGAGAGCUGUUUUGAAAUAUGUUAAAGAUAUUUUCAAUGGUUCUAAAUGGUUUACUGAUUCCAAUACUUUGGAUGAAAAAUGUGUGAAGAUGAGGUAUCGCAGUUUAACUAUUGGUUCAGGUCCUGGUAACGAUGUGCAACUAUCCACAUUUGGUUACUGCAAUAAUAUUUCAACCAGACAUGCUGUUAUAUUCUACGAUGAGGUAUCUCGACAUUUUGAGCUUCUAAAUUAUUCUGAGCAUGGAACUGAGGUGAAUGGUCAGUUGUUUUCAUGUGACCUAACUGAACAUAAUGACGAUGACUCUGAUGUUACUGAUACAAGUCAAAAACAAAUAUUGGAAAUUGCUGGUCUUCUUAACAGAACCGGAAAAGAAGUGAACUGUGAUAAACAGAAAUGCUUACCUUCGGCGAGGCCUACUUUAUGCGGGUGCUCUGCCAAAGCACCUUUAUCAGCAGGAUGGGAAGGAACUGCAUUAGUACCACAUGGAUCUAUACUGAAAUUCGGUUGUUUGCCAUUUAUUUUUGCAAUAGUUUAGUAAGUCUAUAACAUAAAAUUGCAUCUAUAUGAAAUUAAUAUUAUUUAAAUUAUUUAAUUCAGCCAGUCAAAUUAUCAACCAUCUCUAAUAAAAAUUUCCUUUAUUGAAAAAUGUAACUUUACAAGUAUAUACACAAUAGUAUUUUUACAAAUAAAUUGUAAGUAUUGAAAUCUAUGUUAACUUAUUAAUGCCUUAGAUAAUUCUGGCAAGUUGUUUAUAAGGGUAAUGCCUAGUUUGUAUCAUUUCUUUUUAUUAGGUAUUCUAAACAGUGGUGAUAUACAGCCAGAAAUAACAGUAUUUCAGCCCCAAUAAUUCUAUCUUUAUCAGACUUAUAUUCAUUACAUAGGUCAUAAACAAAAUUAAUAACUAAGCACUGGUUUAAUUGUUUGUAAAGGAUCAUAGGUUUUCUUAUGUAGAUUUGUAAACAUCAUUAUAAAAUCACAUUGGACUAAAAACAAAGUGCGGUUGAGUAUCAUCUUGAUUUUAUGAAGUAAGAUAUGUCAAUUUCGCCUUAUCACAGUCAUAGAUCUAAAUGAUUAUUGAUAAAGUCAAGUAUCUUCAA